Messenger RNA from Condylostylus longicornis, 2018 nucleotides. RefSeq names its product IDLSRF-like peptide. NCBI's taxonomy places the organism in Eukaryota, Metazoa, Arthropoda, Insecta, Diptera, Dolichopodidae. The record is from RefSeq and is a predicted model, not a curated record. The transcript is spliced from 4 exons. Gene Ontology annotation, molecular function: protein binding. The coding region runs from base 1 to 543 and encodes 180 amino acids.
AUGGUAGCUGGUAUCGAUUUGAGCCGAUUAUAUGGACAUAUGGGCCCACCGAUGCAGAAACGUACAGAUGCAUGUCAUCCUUAUGAACCAUUUAAAUGUCCUGGCGAUGGUAAUUGCAUAUCAAUACAAUAUCUCUGUGAUGGUGCGCCAGAUUGUUCUGAUGGUUAUGAUGAAGAUAUGAGACUUUGUACUGCAGCAAAACGACCACCUGUUGAAGAAACAGCUUCAUUUUUACAAAGUUUAAUCGCAUCCCAUGGACCCAAUUAUCUGGAAAAAUUAUUUGGUGCAAAAGCUCGUGAUGCUUUAGCUCCAUUAGGUGGUGUUGAAAAAGUUGCUAUUGCUCUAAGUGAAUCACAAACAAUUGAAGAUUUUGGUGCAGCACUACAUCUGAUGCGAUCCGAUUUGGAACAUCUACGUUCAGUAUUUAUGGCAGUUGAAAACGGUGAUUUAGGAAUGCUAAAAUCACUUGGUAUCAAAGAUUCUGAAUUGGGUGAUGUUAAAUUCUUUUUGGAAAAAUUAGUUAAUACUGGUUUCUUAGACUGAGUAGCGCCAGAUCCGGCUUCCAAUUUUUAUUAUUCAGUUGUACCAAUAAAUCCAAGUUUUUACUCUUAUUUUAGUUCAUCAGAUUCAGGUUAUUUUUAAAUUAAUUUCAAUUCAAAACUAAAAAUAAAUAUAAAAUAACCAUGAAAAAUCCUUAAUUAUGUUAAUCAGUUAAACAAAAUUAUUUUUUUUUUAUAAUUUUGUUUUGUUAUAAUUUAAGACAGUUUGGUCACUUCUAUUCAAUUCUAUACUACUUUAUAUUAUUCUUCUAUUUUUCUUUUAUUUUCAUAUAAAAAUUAACUUUUUUCACGGUUUCACAAAAUUCUAUACAAAAAAUAAUAACAAAAUUUAAAUAAAUUUUCAUUUGAUUAUUAAAUAAAAAAAAAUUAUAUGAAAUUAAAAAAAAUAUAAAAAAAAAUAUUAAAAAUAAAAAAAAAACUAUUAAAAAAAAUCAUAAAAAUUAAUUUGGAAAUUCAAAAACUAAUAGUCAUAAUCUUUAUCCCCACAAAUAAAUUGCAAUAUCUAAGGAGUAGGCGAAAUAUUUUAAUUCUCUAUUUAACCACCAUUGUGAGAAAUUUUUUUCAAUAUUCUGUUCUUUCGUUCAUACAAAUUUUCUUCAUUUCUUGAAAUUCGUUCAAUUUAAAACUGUUUAAAAUUGUACACAAAAUUAAAACCAAAGAAUUUAAAAAUGCUUUAAAUUAAAACUUAAAAAUACUAUGAGUGAAUGUUAUAUUGAUUCUUAUAUUAUUUCUGAAUACUAAGUAUUUAGUAGCGUUUCUGCUUAGUAAUCAGAUUAUAUAAGAAUAAGAAAAAAUCCUACAAUUCGGAAAAGACAUCAUAUUGUAUAUAGUUUUAAUUUUUACCAUUUUAACUAACUCAAAUUAUUUUUAAAAAAAAUUAUUAAAUUUUCUGAAAAUCAAGUAUUUAUAAAUAAUACCUAUAGCGUUUCUACUUUUUAAUCAGAAAAUUUAUAUUUAGUAAAAAAAUUAAAUUUGUAAUUUGGACUUUAUUUACAAUUUUAAUAUGAUUUAAGAGUACAUGCAACUAUACACGCUAAAAGCUGUUCAGCAUUCAAAAUGUGAAAAUAUAAUGGUACCCACUUGCAAUGCAGUCUUAUUUAGUUUAUUCUUAAUCAUACUCGUAAAUUUCGAAAUUUUGAAUAUUUUCUAUUUACAUUAUCUUAUGUCAUGUCUGAUAUUGCAAAUUAUUAUUAAUUAUUUAUUUAAACAAAAAAUUAACACUCAUUAUCAAUUUAAAAUUGGAAUUAAUAAUUAAAUUCAUAUAAAUAUCAUAAAUCUAUCAUGUUGAAAAGGAAAAUAAUCAUACACAUAGUAUAGAUUCAUUACAUUUUGAAAACAAAAUCAGAAAUUGGAUAUUUCAAAAAUAAAAAUUUCAGAAGGAAAUUAAGAAUUUUUUAAUAAUGUAUAAAUAUAUACAUAAAAUUUCCUCUUAUAUUAAUAUAGGUAUACAAUAUUAUA